GGCACCCUCAAAACAAUGUGAGUGAAAACGUCAUAUUAUUACUCAAACUGGAGAAGUUAACGGUAUCAACGGAGAGUUGCAUUAUGUGGAAAAUAUCCGUCAUCCACUUCUGUUUGUUUCUGGUUGUUGACCCAAGUAAUGCACAUACACAUCAUGAGGAUAUUAUUGACUUGUCAUACGUAUUUGAUGAAAGUACAAUUUACUGGCCAGCAGAAAAGAGGCUGAAUUUGGUCAUUCGAGAAAAUGGAACAACAAAAGACGGAUAUUGGUAUCAGAUUGAUGAGUUUUCUGCUGCAACUCAUGGAGGAACACAUCUAGACGCCCCUUGUCACUUCGCUCUUGGUAGUUGGUGCGUUUCGGAUAUACCUAUCAACCACCUGGUGGCGCCAGCUGUUGUAGUGGACGUUGCUGAUAAAACAAGAGGAAAUCCAGACUAUCUUAUUCAGUCUACUGAUGUCUAUAAGUGGGAGGAAAAGCAUGGGGAGAUUCCUGACGGUUCUAUCGUCUUGUUUCGUACAGGAUGGGGAAAGUUUUGGCCAGACGUUGUCAAAUACAUGGGUACGGACACAAAUGAUGAGAGCAAGUUGCAUUUUCCUGGAAUCCAUCCAGACUUGGCACAGUUUCUAGUAGACAACAGGAACAUUUAUGGUGUGGGAAUCGAUACAGCGUCCCAAGACUAUGGUCAGUCGAAGAUUUAUAAGUCUCAUCAAAUCUUGGAAGCUAAAAAUAUAUAUGGCUUGGAAAAUGUAGCCAAUCUGGAAAAACUUCCCCCUACAGGAGCUAUGUUGUACGUCAUGCCCAUGAAACUUCGUAACGCUAGUGGUGCCCCCUGCAGGAUUGUAGCAACAGCGAGGAGUCAAGAUUCUGAUAACAAUAACAAUGCUUCUACUACAUACUUGUCUAUAAUUCUUAUUUACGUGUGUUGCGUAUUCGUACAAAUAUGCGUCACAUCAUUCUUUUAAGUUUGUUUAUAAAACAUCUUCAAAUGUUAAAGUACAAUAUAUGGUUACGUGUAAUCAUGAAUAUCAAACCAGAAAUGAUAUGA
Limulus polyphemus (Atlantic horseshoe crab) is the source of this 1045-nucleotide messenger RNA. Its product is annotated as kynurenine formamidase-like. Gene Ontology annotation, molecular function: arylformamidase activity. The transcript is spliced from 3 exons. The record is from RefSeq and is a predicted model, not a curated record. Lineage: Eukaryota; Metazoa; Arthropoda; Merostomata; Xiphosura; Limulidae. Bases 84 to 962 code for a protein of 292 amino acids.